CUGCAGGGUCGUCUAAGGGGUCUCUGGUGUUCAUACACACUGAGUGCCCCAGUGUGGCAGAUAACCUCACCUUGGACUCCUCUUGGGGCGGGCUCUGGUGCUCCUUGUUACGUGGCUUUGCCACAAAAGGCACUGUGUUCCUCACUAUCUGCUUAUCUACUGACUCCAGUUAGGUUUAACAUCCUUCCUGUCUACUUUUACACACUUGUACCUAUUUCGCUAGUUAGUCUUUAAGCUCUAUUUAGCAACUUCAAGGGGAACUGAAAAUAUUGUCUGUCUGAAAACUAUUGCGUAUUGUGUAUUGUCUAUUGUCCAUCAUGCUGUCAAGUCCCCCCAUUUUCUUGAGACAUGUCUCUUUUAGGCAAGUCUCAAUGCUUCAGUUUUCCAGCACAGUGUUACAACUACAACACUGAAUCAUAAUUCAAGCAGGUACGCACACUGCAAUGGUUACAGUGACUGCCAUAAAUGCACUUUGUAGCAGUCUCCGCCUUGGUAGCCGUGAAGUAAGCCAGUCCCACCAAGAAGUGGGACUCCUCCUGCUACUCUUCGUGCUGCUCUUCAGCUGCUCUAUUUAGGGGAUUCCUGAUAAUGACACGUGUUCCUUCUUGGCUACAAGCAGGUAAUCUAACCAUGCAGUUCUGCGGAGCCACCAUUCGUGUUUGCUGGAGCUCGUCGGAUGUGCUAUUUGAUGGGUUUGAAGUCCAACAGUCAGGAAUCGCCUAAAUAGGAUGGAACAUGUUGUGAGAUGCUCUAUUGAAACAGACCAGUGAAUACAUGCUGGGUGGCCUCUGUGUGGACCCGUCUUACCACUCCUCUCGUGCAAAUCUCCUGAAAGGAGAAGCUUCGGGUCUGGCGCUGUGUGUAUGGGACAAAAGCUAGACUCGCAGAUCUGUUCCAUCGGUGUGCCUCUGACGUUUGCAGCCCGGGAGGCAGAGGGCGUGCCGCUCCCCGCAGCCCCGCUGGAGCGCCCAGCCCCGCUCCGCCCGCAGCUCCGCAUGGCCCCGCGGGUGCAGAGCGUGGAAGCCCGGGGCCACUUCGUCUGCGUGCGCUGGGAGGACGGCAGCGAGAGCCGCUACCCGUGCGUGUGGGGGGUGCUGCGCCCGCAGCAGCUGGACCCGGACAUCGCGGCGGCGGGGAUCGCCCUGCCCGACCGCACCAAGAUCUGUAUUACAUGGCCUGAUGAACACACAAGUGAAUUUGAAGCUGAGUGGCUGAAAAAAAGAUGCUUCUCUGAAGAAGCCAGAGCUGUAAUGCGGGCAGAUUUGUUUUUACCAGAGCGCCAGUACUGGGGCUCAGACCUUCAGCUUCCCAAAAUGCCUUUUGAAGAAAUCAUGUACAAUGAUGAAAGUGCAUACAAGUGGUUGUGCACACUAAAGAAAUUAGGAAUUGUUCUACUGACAGGAGCUGCUACAAGGCAGGGAGAAUUGAUUAGGCUUGGCCACAGGAUUGGGUUCCUGCGCCUCACAUUUUAUGGACCAACUUGGCAAGUGCAAGACAAAGCAGAUGCUAACAAUAUAGCUUAUACAACUGGGAGACUCUGCUUUCAUACUGAUUAUCCUGUUCUGCAGCAUCCACCUGGGGUUCAAUUUCUUCACUGUAUAAAGCAAACAUCUGCAGGAGGUGAAAGUGAAGUUGUAGAUGGAUUUCAUGUGUCCAAGAAGCUGAAGGAACAAAAUCCUGAGGCAUAUCAGAUCCUGUCCUCUACUGCCGUAGACUAUGUUGACGUUGGGGUGGAUUACUGUGAUUUUGCUGUGCACUGCAAACAAAGGAUCAUAGAUGUGGAUUCCAGUGGCCAAGAAAUUCGCAUCAAUUACAAUAAUGCAACGAGAGACACAGUGUUUGAUAUACCAGCUGAAGAAGUGAGGCCAUUUUAUGCAGCUCUGAAGGAAUUUGAUGAUUUAUUAAACAGUGCAGAGCACAAGUUUACUUUCAUGCUGAAACCAGGAGACAUUCUGACCUUUGAUAACUGGCGAGUGCUCCACGGCCGCCAAGGCUUCCCAGCCAGCCCGGAGGUGACACGGCACCUGGAAGGGGCCUAUGCAGACUGGGACGUGGUCAUGUCCAGGCUCCAAAUCCUGAGGAAAAAGCUCCUGGACAGGGACUGAGAUCGCUUCUGACUAGAAUCAGCAAAAUGUAGGUUGUCUAACCUCAAUGACAACAGCAACAUUAAAAAACGUGAGUCUUCUUUUGAGAAACUAACACCGCUUCUGACAAGGGCUUGUCGUAGAAGCAAGGUUAGGGCUUUAAACUGACAGGGGGUAGGUUUGGAUUAGAUUUUAGGAAGGCAUUCUUUACUGUGAGGCUGCUCAGAGAAGCUGUGGCUGCCCAGGUCCUGGAAGUGUUCAAGGCCAGGCUGGGCCUGGAACAACCUGGGAUAGUGAAAGGUGUCCUUGCUAAUGGCACAGGGGGUGCAAGGAGAUGGCCUUUAAGGCCCAACCCAAACCACCCGAUGAGCCUAUCAUAAAUACAUUUUUGAUUUCUAUAAGCUAAGAAACAUUCUGCUCAUAACAAUUGAAGAUUUAUCUGCGCCCUGUAUGUUUAUGUGCUUUUAUAAAAUCAGAGUGCAAAGUGGCUUGGAAGAUUAUCACUUUACAGGACUGGGGAUGACAAGGCCUUCCUUUGCCUCUACAUAUCUACAUAUCUACAGCCCUCCCUAGAGAACCUGAAAGGCAAAAUGAAAGAAGUGUUAUUAACUACAUUUUGUUAUGAAUGUCAC
This is a messenger RNA of Ficedula albicollis (Collared flycatcher), 2716 nucleotides long. RefSeq names its product gamma-butyrobetaine hydroxylase 1 (gene BBOX1). NCBI's taxonomy places the organism in Eukaryota, Metazoa, Chordata, Aves, Passeriformes, Muscicapidae. Gene Ontology annotation, biological process: carnitine biosynthetic process. The transcript has 9 exons. Gene Ontology annotation, molecular function: gamma-butyrobetaine dioxygenase activity. The record is from RefSeq and is a predicted model, not a curated record. The coding region runs from base 864 to 2105 and encodes 413 amino acids. Gene Ontology annotation, cellular component: mitochondrion.